Molecule: messenger RNA, 240 nt
Organism: Phytophthora nicotianae INRA-310
Lineage: Eukaryota; Oomycota; Peronosporomycetes; Peronosporales; Peronosporaceae
Exons: 3
Coding region: 1-240 (79 amino acids)
Source: RefSeq, a predicted model, not a curated record
AUGGCGCUAUCAACGAGGGUUGAUAACAGAAAUAAAUUACCAGAUAUACAUGGGAGGAGUAGACGUACACAACCGGCUACGUUUGCAGAGAUACUCUCUUCAAAUGACUCGGCGUUCAAGAAAUGCUACAAGUCCUUGUUUCUGGGGCUGAUCGACUUCGAUAUCAUCUACGCCUUCAUCUUGUACAACUGUCGUCGUGCUGCGGACGGAAAACCCAAGAUGACGCACAUGCAGUUUUGA